Messenger RNA from Blepharisma stoltei, 408 nucleotides. Lineage: Eukaryota; Ciliophora; Heterotrichea; Heterotrichida; Blepharismidae. The record is from the annotation of a GenBank genome assembly.
AUGGCUGAGGUGUAUAGGGUUCAAGGAGAAUUUGAUAAAGCAAUAGCUGAACAUAAAAGAGCUAUAAGCGCUAGAGAGCUAGAAUUUGGUAGCAACGACCCAGGAAUUGGUGUAUUCUAUUAUGCACUUGCAGAUGUUUAUAAAGAAUUAAAAGAGUGGGAUAAAGCUUCUGAGCUUUAUGAAAAAGGGUUGCAGAGCUAUUUGCGCACAGUUGGAGAAAAAGAUACUAUGGUUGCGGUAGGAUAUGUUUCUUUUGGUGAUCUUUAUAAUUCAAAAGGGGAUAAAGAAGCUGCUAUUGAUUGUUAUAAAAAAGAAGAACAAGUUUUGAUAGAAAUACCAGGUAUGGAAGCAAGGGUAACUCAAUUAAGAUCUAAAAUUGAGUCAAUAAGAGGAGACAGUAAUGAAUAA